Molecule: messenger RNA, 2151 nt
Organism: Penicillium maclennaniae
Lineage: Eukaryota; Fungi; Ascomycota; Eurotiomycetes; Eurotiales; Aspergillaceae
Product: WD40 repeat domain-containing protein
Exons: 1
Coding region: 1-2151 (716 amino acids)
Molecular function (GO): protein binding
Source: RefSeq, a predicted model, not a curated record
AUGUCGCCACGUGAGAACUCCGGCGGCCUCUCUGUGCGACGUUGUCCCUCGCUCUCUCUGCGCCCUCGUGCCAAGACUACUGCGUCCUCAGCGGCAUUACCAAAAAACAACGCACAUGCACAGUGGCAAAAUGCCUCCCUGGCGGGGGUUUCGGACGAGUAUAAUGCCUUGACGGUGGAUGAUACGGAGUUGUUUCAAGAGGAUGUGCCUCGACGCCGUGCGGCUAAGAGCUUCUCGAGUCUACGUCAUCCAAUGGAAGGUCUAGUGGCUCUGGGCCGUCGCCUCUCUGUGUCAGUUCGCAACAAGUCCUCGAAGCAAAGCUUACAGGUCCCUGAACUUGAAGAUGACAGCGAGUGCAGUUGCGAAAGUGGCUACUAUCACUAUGCUGUGGCCCACGGCUCGAAUCACAAGCGCAAUGCCGAUCCUGGAAGCUGGGCACCUAGAUCCCGCGCCUGGUCUAAUGGCAUCAGCAUCAACCGCCGUCCCUCGCUCAACAGUGUAUCUGCCUUGCAUAGCUUCUAUGCGCCAAGUUCUUCAAGCCCAGUACCCAUUCCGGGAAAUGGGCUUGCACCUCCGAUUUUCCCGAAUGAUAAGUUCGCCGGAUCGGCUGCGCGCGCCGCCGCUGCCGCGCAGAAUGAAGCAGCCAGGCUGGAAUUGGCCAAAACGGAGCGGGAUCUCCAGCAACCCGACGCGAAAGUCACACAGGAUUCUGAGAGUGGUAUCGGAAUUAACCUGCGUGACCCCUCCGGGCAAUCUUAUUUGACCUGUGUGCACAUUGGUAAGAACGACAAAGUCGAAAGAAUUUUGAGUCAGCCAUUGAUAUCGACUACAGACCCAGUUUCCUACCUCCCUGCCGAGAUCUCGGCUCACAUUCUUUCAUAUUUGGACCCAGCGUCUCUCAUGGACUCCGAAUCUGUGUCGAAGGCCUGGCAUCUGCAGGCUUCUUCGCCCCAUGUUUGGAAGCAUGUCUUCCAUGGUGCAUACCCUCGACGCCCGGCCAGAUCCGCUUCAACCAAGAAGACGUUGUCUGUCGGUUCGGGGAAGUCAAUUCCCAACCAGGACUGGAAGAAGAUGUUCCUCGUCCGGCGAUCUCUCGAGCAACGCUGGAAACAAGGCAAGGCCGCGGCCAUCUAUCUUCACGGACACACAGACAGCGUUUACUGUGCACAAUUUGAUGAGUACAAAAUUAUUACUGGCUCGCGUGAUCGCACCAUACGUGUGUGGGACGCCCACUACCCGUGGUCCUGCCAAAAGAUUAUUGGCCCUCCCACGGGCGACGUGACUAUCAACGGACCGGUAAAUAACCCGGCACAGCAGGCCACAGGCAAGUCUCCCUUUGCAACUAUUUGCCCACCAUCGACUCCAUCUGCCGGGAUCGUUGCUCCGAUGGUGCACCCGUCAAAUUAUCAUAGCGCCUCAGUUCUUUGCUUGAAGUUUGAUGAAGAAAUCAUGGUCACUGGGUCUUCAGACUUUAGCUGCAUCGUGUGGGAUAUCAAGAAAGACUAUCAACCAAUUCAUCGUCUCAUCGGCCAUAGUGCCGGUGUGCUGGAUGUCUGUUUCGACGAUCGGUACAUUGUAUCCUGCUCGAAAGAUACUUCCAUCUGCGUGUGGGACCGCAGGACCGGUGCACUCCUUAAGCAGCUAUCUGGCCACCACGGACCUGUGAAUGCUGUGCAACUACGUGGUGACCUCGUGGUGUCAGCUGGUGGCGAUGGUGUAGCCAAACUCUGGAACGUCAUCACAGGUCAGUGCGUCAAGGAGUUUAUCAGUAAGGACCGUGGUCUUGCGUGUGUUGAGUUCAGUGAUGAUGGUCGAACCAUUUUGACCGGUGGCAAUGAUAAGAUUAUCUAUCAGUUCGAUGCCAACACCGGUGAGCUGGUCCGUGAGAUCCGUGCCCAUUCGUCCCUGAUCCGGUCGCUUCACCUUGACAGCAUGAACAAGCGUAUCGUCAGUGGAAGUUACGAUAUGAGUGUCAAGGUAUUUGACGCCGACACUGGUGAAUUAUCUAUUGAUCUGCCUGGUUGGACCACCAGCUGGAUGCUGAAUGUCCAGUCAGACUAUCGGCGGAUCUUGGCGACUAGCCAAGACUCGCGGGCCGUCAUUAUGGAUUUCGGCUACGGACUAGAUGGGAUUGAAUUGUUGGAGGAGUAA